This is a messenger RNA of Syzygium oleosum, 1790 nucleotides long. RefSeq names its product zinc finger CCCH domain-containing protein 62. Lineage: Eukaryota; Viridiplantae; Streptophyta; Magnoliopsida; Myrtales; Myrtaceae. The record is from RefSeq and is a predicted model, not a curated record.
UGAAAUUGGGCAGAAAGCACCCGAGGAGAAAAAGCAAAAGCUCGUUCAUGGCGAUCUCAGAGCAACACGCUUCCACCACGGCAUACCACCAAAUCGACGAUACCGACGAAGAAGAAGAAGAAGAAGAUGAAGAGAGUUACAGCGAUUCCGACUCCGACUACGACCCGGGCGAUUCGGGCGACGACGAUCGGGACGACGCCGUUCGGGAAGACGCUCACUCUACGUUCUCGGAGCUCUCGAUCAAGAACACGGCGAAAUCUCGAGUAGGGAAAAAUGUUGAUCGGAAUGACGAUGAUGCUGACCAGCCUCAGCUCGAGGCGAGGUUUAUGGAGAUUGGUGAGAAAGAAGAUGAGAGCUCACACACGGUUCUGUCGCUCGUACACGCUGGGCAACUUGAGAAACUGAAAGUGGAGCAGUGUAAAGCUUAUCUGAGGAAGAACGGUUUGAGGUUGACGGGCAACAAGGAGACACUCAUUCAGCGGAUCAAGGAACAUAUAGAGAUAGUCACCGGUAGGGGGGAGGAGAAGUAUCCGGUGUCUAGUUUCGUAUUGAAGUGCAAAGGUGAUGCAUGCACUGGUGAUGUUGUCAUGUUCCAACAGAAUGUCUAUGACCUAUUUAACAUAGCAUCUCGGAGUGCCAGUGGUCCUCCAUGUGGAAAGAGAAUUGUAGCAGGCCGUAUUGUCAAAGAAAGCUAUGGUGCUGCUAAGCAACAGCAUACUUUCACUAUAGAGGUUCUCUGGAGCAAAGGAGAGAAACCACUGCCUCCCCUUCAUCCCCUGCUUAUCAAGGGCCGCAAUCUUUACCGUUACAACACUAUGAGACAGAGAUGGGAAGAUGAAGGAGAGAGGGCCAAAGCAUUGAUGGAAAAGCAUUCAAGGGGCUCUUUAGCAAGGUCCGAUAGAGAAGCACGACUCCAAGAGAAGGAAAGGAGGAAACUUUUGAAGGAAAGCAGGACUUCCAAAAAACAUAACAUUAAGAAGAACCGGGUUCUGCCAUUGUCGAUCUCAACCUCAAAAGCAGGUAAUGAAGCGGGGCAAUUAAGAGGAUCAUCUAUUGCCGCUAUUGGGCAGCCAACAGUUCGGCCUAUACAGAUGAGUUCAACAGAAAACCGUCGAAGUAGAGACCAGUUUCAAGAGAAACGUGGGGACUCACAGAACAGUUUGAGCUCUAUGAAUAGAACUAAGCAUGAAUUUUGGCAUUCUCGGAAUGAUGCUAAUUUGGGCAAUCAGAGACCUAAUCGUAAUUUUUCAAAUGUAAACGGAGCAAUGCAAGUACAACGCCGGGGAAGUAAUGGAGAGAGUAGCUUCUGUGUGGGGCCAAAUUCUGCUCACGAAGGUUUGACUGCAUUCAGGUUACCACACUGGGUUCAUGAGAGGCAGCCGUUGGCAAGUGUGAAUCAGCAUCCAAGGAACUCCAAGGGAGGAGCUAGCAAGGCCUCAGGAAGCCACAACGUUGCCGCUAUUUUGAGCAAGGAAGAUGCUAUUUUGGGGACAACUGCAAGUUUUUGCAUGAGCAUGGAGAACAUGGGCAAAUGUUAUAGGGGAAAAGAGAAAUAUUAUUUUUUGGUUUCCAAGCCAACUUGGAAAAUGUAGAGCAGUUCGGAUUUUGUAAAUCAGUUGGCUAUCCAUCCUCUGCAGCAAAUCGGGGUUUGAGAUUGACUUGAAAUUUGUUCCCCAUUUUUAAUUGGUCCAUCUACUAAACUUGUCUUUAUCCCAAAUCCUGGGAGUGGCAAAUCCUGGCCUAGCUUAAGACCAUUGCCUCCCUUAUGAAAUUCUUCUUCAAAAAUAGUA